This is a messenger RNA of Linnemannia hyalina, 642 nucleotides long. The record is from the annotation of a GenBank genome assembly. Lineage: Eukaryota; Fungi; Mortierellomycota; Mortierellomycetes; Mortierellales; Mortierellaceae.
AUGGAUGAGCAUCCCUACCCAACAGAAAUCCGCGAGUAUCUGUACAAGAUCCUCGUUAUCGGCGACCUCGGCACAGGAAAAACAUCCAUCAUCAAGCGAUACGUCCACAACAUUUUCUCCACCAACUACAAGUCCACCAUCGGAGUCGAUUUUGCCCUGAAAGUCAUUCAAUGGUCUCCUGACACCGUCAUCAGGAUGCAGCUCUGGGAUAUCGCUGGUCAAGAAAAGUUCUCUGGACUCACUAGGGUGUACUACAAGGAGGCGGUCGCAGCAUUGGUCGUCUACGACAUCACUCGACCAAAUACAUUCGAGGCAGUGCCGAAGUGGAAGGCAGAUCUGGACACUAAAGUCUGUUUACCUGAUGGACAACCCAUUCCCGUCGUCCUUCUCGCCAACAAGAUUGACCUGCAGGACGAAGCAUCUGUUGGAUUGAACGGCGAGGAAAUGGAACGGUUCUGCGAAGACAAUGGCUUUUUGAAAUGGUUCGGGACAUCGGCAAAGGAUAACAGCAACAUUGACGAUGCAGCACGGUUCUUGCUCGAGGAGAUCAUGCACAGGGAAGCAGAGCAUGCGAACCAACAGGCAAAUGACGCUGAUAGAAUCCAUCUUCACCAACCUCGUCCCAAAGAGGGAUGCUGUUAA